UGUUACUAGGUGUGGUUUGUUCAACUUCUUUAUAAAAGCCAAGAGCUCAAGACUGCAGUCUUCUACUUCCCAGAUUGUAAACCAUCAGUCUCUGAAAAGAUCACAAGGCACUUCAUUCAAAAUGUCUUUUAUGCAACAAUUCCUUGCUCAGGCUAAUUUUCUAGAAGGUGGACCUGAACCAGUGGCUGCUGAAAAUUGUGGCCCAUCACUACAAGCAACAUCUGGAUUCAAUCCUGCAACAGAUGCUGCUAAUCUUGAUAAAGCAAUAAAAGCUAAAGGGGUAGAUGAAGGCACCAUCAUUGAUGUCCUGACUAAAAGAACCAACAGUGAACGCCAGCAAAUCAAAGCUGCUUAUCAACAACAGACAGGAAAGAGUUUAGAUGAUGCAUUGAAAAAAGCACUUUCAAGCAACUUGGAGGAAGUUGUUUUGGCAAUGAUGAAAACCCCAGCCCAGUAUGAUGCACAUUGCCUGAAGAAUGCAGUCAAGGGACUUGGAACAGACGAAAGUACCUUAAUUGAAAUUCUUGUAUCGCGGGACAAUCGUGAGAUCAGAGAAAUUAAUAAGGUUUACAAAGAAGAUUUUAAGAAAGAACUUGCUAAAGAUGUUGCUUCUGACACAUCUGGAGACUUCCAAAAGGCCCUUCUAGCACUCAUUAAGGGUGAACGCAACGAAAGUGCACCUGUGAAUGAUGAGCAGGCUGACAACGAUGCCAGGGCUCUUUAUGAAGCAGGAGAAAAGCGCAAAGGAACAGAUACAUCCGUUUUCAUAAAUAUUCUCAGCUCAAGGAGCUUUCCCCAGCUUCAGAAAGUUUUCACAAAGUAUUGCGUUUACAGCAAAAAUGAUAUGGCCAAGGCUAUAGAUCUUGAGCUGAAGGGAGACAUUGAAAGCACUCUGAUAUCCCUUGUAAAGGUUGCAUCGAGCAAACCGGCUUAUUUUGCUGAAAGAUUCUACUUGUCAAUGAAGGGAUCUGGAACCAGGCAUAAAGACUUAAUUAGGCUUCUGGUAUCUCGAAAUGAAAUUGACCUAAAAGAGAUCAAAUAUCACUAUAAGAAGCUGUAUGGAAAAUCCCUGCGCCAGGCUAUUAAGGAAGAAAAACUUAAAGGAGACUAUGAAACCAUUAUGAUGAGCCUUUGUGGUCCUGACUACUAGAAAGCAUUUGAUUUGUAAAAUAUGUAGAAGACUGGUUAGCUGGAAGUACUGCAUUUUAUAUUUACUAUGGGAAAAAGAUUUCAAUGACCAAAAAAUUGCAAGCCACUGUAAGCAUAAAUCGCAUAUGUAAUAAACUUG
Molecule: messenger RNA, 1288 nt
Organism: Rana temporaria (common frog)
Lineage: Eukaryota; Metazoa; Chordata; Amphibia; Anura; Ranidae
Product: annexin A1-like
Exons: 13
Coding region: 122-1150 (342 amino acids)
Biological process (GO): insulin secretion; response to peptide hormone; regulation of leukocyte migration
Cellular component (GO): plasma membrane; cytoplasm
Molecular function (GO): calcium ion binding; cadherin binding involved in cell-cell adhesion; calcium-dependent phospholipid binding
Source: RefSeq, a predicted model, not a curated record